AUGAGUAAUGACAAGACCGAUUCAGAGGCAAACGAGUUUAUUUUCGGAGGAUUUCAUCGAACUAGCAGAAGGGCUAUUUCGCGUGCUGAAGCUUGGGCAUUACGGCUUCUUCCUUAUGAUUUCCGUAUAGAACGGGUUCCUGGGCAUCUUAACGUUGCCGAUGCGCUGUCCCGGUUAAUAAGUAAGUCACAAGUGGAUGAGCCAUUCGACGAUGAGAAUAAUAAACAUAUGCUGUAUGCCUUAGAUGCAGCGACCAUGAAUAUUUCGUGGAUGGAAAUUCAAAACGCAUCUGAAACUGACGAGGAGUUAAAGGAAGUUAGUUUGGGUAUUCGUACAGGCAAGUGGCCUGAUCGACUUCGGCGCUACGAGAUUCAGGCGAAAUGCUUGAAAACGCUUCAUCCGUUAAUUUUCAAGGAUGAUUUAAUUGUUCAACCCAAGAAACUUCGAAAAAAGGCGUUAGAGACUGCGCAUCAGGGACACAUCGGUUGCGGAGCAACAAAACGGAUCCUACGAGAAUUUUUCUGGUGGCCCAAUAUGGCUAAAGAAGCAACGGGUUUCGUGAACAAAUGUGAGACUUGUCUAACGAUUUCCAGAAAAAAUCCUCCAAUCCCACUUUCUAGCCGUGAACUUCCCAAUGGUACCUGGGAAAUUUUACAAAUAGAUUUUUUGUCUAUACACGGUUGUGGCAGUGGCCAGUUUCUGUUGGGUGUCGACAUCUAUUCUCGUUAUUAG
Sabethes cyaneus is the source of this 732-nucleotide messenger RNA. RefSeq lists its product as uncharacterized. The transcript is spliced from 2 exons. The record is from RefSeq and is a predicted model, not a curated record. NCBI's taxonomy places the organism in Eukaryota, Metazoa, Arthropoda, Insecta, Diptera, Culicidae. Bases 1 to 732 code for a protein of 243 amino acids.